Molecule: messenger RNA, 623 nt
Organism: Paramacrobiotus metropolitanus
Lineage: Eukaryota; Metazoa; Tardigrada; Eutardigrada; Parachela; Macrobiotidae
Exons: 5
Coding region: 40-384 (114 amino acids)
Source: RefSeq, a predicted model, not a curated record
AAACUUGACCAGAAAUUGUACGUUCUUUGCGACUUUACGAUGACACUCCUGAGAAAUCGCUACCGUAGCCGCAGUGCAUCACCUCAGAGCGUAACUGCGGGACAACUCCCCGAAGCGCUGUUCGAAAUCGAUCAGAAAAUGUACGACCACGAAGUUCAAACAUAUUUCUCAACCCCACUGACUGUUAAUCGUAAAGCUGAUGGAACGGUACGAGUGUGGAUAGAAUCAGAAGAGCGGAGUGUGUCUGGAGAAUCGCAAGUUCCGGGCAGCAAUAAGAAGCGUGCGAAACGGUCACGCGCACGGACCUCUGGCCGUAAGCGACUAUCGAAUGCAUCUCGCUCGGGAGAUUCCACUCCGGAAAAAGAGGAGACUGACGGUGAAUAAUUUUCUUUAUUUCCUCUUAACUGUUUUUAUUUGCUGAUUGUUUGUUUGUCAUCAUUAACCGUGCUUUCUAAUUUGAAUGUUGCUCAUUAAAGGUUAACUGAUGUUUUGUCUAGACUGGUUAUUGAACUGAUCACGGUUUGACGCAUGCAUGAUAUCUAAUCCGGUUUUAUUGAACUUUCUGUAUUCUGUGCACGUCCAGUGCGGUUUAGCAUAAUUGAAAUGAGCUUAAAAAAGUUUCU